Molecule: messenger RNA, 8148 nt
Organism: Cotesia congregata
Lineage: Eukaryota; Metazoa; Arthropoda; Insecta; Hymenoptera; Braconidae
Source: the annotation of a GenBank genome assembly
AUGGCGGACUACGAGCUGUACAACAGUACAGCCCCAUCCUUUUCGGGGAUCGAGCCGGCAUACUGGAAUUAUUCGGACCAUGUUAUCCUCGAUGAUCUUAAAAUGGACAGCAACUUUAUCUGGUUGCUCUGUUCACUGGUAUCCGCAAUAUCAUGGGUCAUCUAUAUUGCCUAUUACAAUAGUAGAGUUAUUGGAUAUAUUAUAACGAGACUGUUAAAUCGGUUUGUAAUAAGAGAUGGAUAUGUCAAAGUUGGAUCGCUAACACUGUGUGCUUUAAGUGGAAAAAUAAUGUUUAGAGAUAUAGUUUAUAUCACGACUGAUUAUAGUUUAAGGAUACAAGACGGGUGGUUAAUAUUUAGAUGGUGGAGAAGUUAUGUUCCUAAAGAUGUAUCUGAAGAUCUUUCGCAUUCCGAUACACGUCUUUCGGUAAUGUUAAAUGGAUUUGAGCUUCAUGUGUACAAUCGAUGUGACUUGUACGCACGUUUAGAAAAAACAUUCGGCCUAUCCUCGCAAAUGUUCCCAGACGAAGAUAUUAUCCAUACAGUUAAUAUCGAUGACCGUGAUGGCGAAUCAAUGACUAACGCGGCCAAUGAAGUACGUCAGCAAAUAAAUGCCAUGGAUAUGUCCCGACACAUGGAGAAUAUACGUAAACAAGAAGCACACGUGUUGGCACGUACGUGGCGUGAUUUAAUACCUGUGAUUAAAUUGGAUAUAUGCACCGGGAGAAUAGUAUUUGGUAAUCGUUUAGUACCAACAACACUGUCGAUAACCGUCGAGGAAGCUCAUUUUGUUUAUUCGACAAAGCCUGCGGCUUCAAGGCACGAUCAUUUUAUGCACUUUACCAAAUGCAAAGCUGAAAAUUUCAAAGUUAUUUUAGCGCCUAGUCCUAAGUACACCGGAAUGGUUGACGAUCCGCCAAGGUAUAUGGGUGAAGGUUUUGUGGUGCUCAGUUCAAAUAAUAUGGAGGUUUAUUAUUAUAUGGACGAGCCAGGUGUAGUACCAGAGCAUCCGGAAAUGAUUAGAUUAGCAAAUGGUGAUAUGGUUGAAGCAAUGCCACCAAUUUGGGGUAUUGACGUAAAGUGUGGUAAAGGUACUGAUUUUAGUUAUGGGCCUUGGGCUGAUCGGCAACGAGAACAUUUGUUUAAAUUUUUCUUUCCCAAUGAUUAUCAACCGAUGAAAAUUACAAAAUCACCGCGACCUGGUGACAAACGACAAGUCCAAUCAUUCGAUAUUCGCCUGUCUACUCUCAAUGAAGCUACUGUCGAUAUUUUAUUCAGCAAAAACCGUGAAACUAAUGCAGUUCACAUAAACGUAGGCCCGGGAUCUUAUUUGGAAGUAACGAUGCCGUGGAUUGUUCUUCAGGAUGGAUACACCACUAAAAUAACUGGACAAUUGUUACAUCUUGAAGCAACUACAAGUCUUCAGUAUCGCAGUCUCGUUGAAAGUGAAACUCUUGAAUUUGGUAUUAAGUGUCACUAUCCGAUAAGAUGGAAUGAUCAUCAAGAGUGGACGUUGAAUUUGACUGGAUGCAAAGCAACAGCUAAUUUAGUAUACUCUCAUAAAGAAUUUUUUCAAGACAUGAUUAAUGACUGGGCAAGUAAAUCACGACCUGAUAUUCUACACUUUGUCCCUUAUACGUGGAAAUUUAGCUUACUGUUAAAAGAAUUCGAAUUAAUUACUAUUUGCAAUGAGUACAAUUGGAUCGAUUGUUCAUCGCAAAAUCAAGAAAAUGCGCAUAUUGCAUUCUGCGGUGAAAUAUUUGAUCUCUCAUUUGACUUACCCUUCACGGACUUUUUACCAGUUACUAUCCCAUUGCGUUUUUGGAUCCAAGGUGAAAGUGUUGAUUUAUCAUUUUAUUUACCUGAAGUUAAUACAAAUCGUGUAGUGUUGCUAGCUUUAGAUAAAAAUGCUAAAAUAAUAACCCGCGAUGGUUCAAGUAAAAACAUUGCGGAUUUAUCACGACUGAAAAAAUGGAGAAAUGUUUGUCAAAAAAGUUUAGGAUGGAUAGAUUGUUGGUCUGUACCAAUAGUAGCUCUUAGUAUUAACUAUACGUAUCACCCGUGUCCACCUCUGGGUCCAGCACCUCAAGCAAACAUAACAACACCCGAGAAAGAAGAAAUUCUGCUGUCUCCAAUGAGGAUUCCACGAUGCAGAAAGUCUCCUGGACUUCGUUGGGCUCAGGACGGCAAUCAGAAAUUUGACCCGCAGUCAAUAGCACCUGACAAAGUCAGCUUAGAACUGGAAAUUGGUCCAUCGAUGCUUAUUCUCUACGGAGCAUUAAUAAAAAAUUUUCUUCAUCUGAAAGAAAAUAUUUUCGGGGACUAUCAGACAUUCACAGAUAUGCAGCAGAGUCGACCGUCCGUUAACAAUCCAGCCGACAGAGGCAAAGAUCGCGAUACGCAAAACAGCAGCGUAGAGGCCUCAGUAGAAGAAGAAGACGCUCGCUCGAAAACAUUCGAUCCCCGAUACUACCGUCCACUCGAAGUAACCGUGGGUAUAACGAUGCACGAUAUUCAAGCGCAUUUGAUUAAAAAUUGCAACGACAAUGAUCCACCGUGUCCUGUGAUUCUUUUAGAACGUUUUGGCUUUGAAAUGCGCAAAGGAUUCAAAGAAACAGAGCUCCAGCUUUUACUUUCACCCGCGAUAAUGCUCAUAACUGACAACGUCAGCCGAUCAAGCAAAGACAAACACUUGAGCCAAGGACAUUUGAUGCUCAGCGCGCUUCAAGUACGCGGACACGCAAUGUUCAGCAGCGAGGGCCGCAGCCUAGAUCAAGAAACCUUGGAGUACGCUUGGCUAAUUGAAGUCCAACUCGGAAAACUCGGUGGUAAAAUUUCAUCACCUCAGCUUCAUCACUUGAUAACGUCCUUAGAAACGUUUCUGCUGACAGCUAAAGACACGGAGAAUUUGAUGCGACCACCUGGACUGCCACAUCACUGUCACCACGGCCUACCACCGCUACAGUGCCCCGACAGUGAUCCAGACAAUCACUACAGAUGUCCCAGCUCUGAAGAUAUCAAGUACAGAAUGACACGAGUGGCAAUUGACGCAAUAGAUCUUUAUUUACAGGAAGCUGGUACGGCAACCCAGUUAUGGAUAUCACCGAUUCGUGUUUCAACGUGCAAUUUACACGGUCAACAAGUUAAAUCUGGUGUAACUGGAGUAAUGCCAACAAUAUUAACCCGUCAAUUUGUGUCAGCUGCGGGACACUUUGCAAAUACAAGCAAUACAAACACAACAGGAAGUGCUAGGUCACACACUAACGCAAGCAGUCGGAUGUCUGGUGAUGGGUCAGAUGUCUGGCUUGAAGUCGGCUCUGUAUCCAUGGGUCCAGUUGUUAUUGAAGCUGCUGUUUCGUUGCCGAAACCCGAGCACAAUCUUCACAUUAUCCAAAAUAAAUAUCUUAAAACUCACGACGAAGCAACCAAAAGACUCUGGUUCCUCUGGCCUCAGGAAAGCGGGAUCAAGUCUGCUAAAUGUGGUUGCAUCGGUGGGUGCACUUUUUUUGGUAGCAAUAAAAAUGGCUCGCGGUUCUUCAAGCCUAGUUAUCACGAUCUACAUGACGGAAUAAAUAUAGCGGCGUACAGAAUAAAUCCAACUGGAAAAGAAAAAGGAUUUGGUCAGUCUAUCUUGCAUGAUGACCAGUUAGUUUUUCAUACGCCGCCUUACAGCUUGCAAGACGUAUCUCUGCAGGACAUUUAUCAUCCAGCUCCGGGGACGAGACUCACAGUGUUCCAAGAAUCUACACAGUCAUCAAAGCCCAGUGUGGAAGGAUCAAGGUCUGCAAUUGACUCUACCACUGAGGAUGGAAGCACUAAACUCAGCACUGCAUCAGGUAGCCCAGCUAGUGAUAAAAAACCUCUUGGCAGGCGUUUCUCGUACACGUCAAUCCGAGGUACAAACUUAAAGGACGUUCCUUACUCACGUCUCGUCGAUGCAAGUCCAAUAACUCAACUACCUCAAAAGUUAGACUCGGACUCGAAGUUAAACAGUGAACGUAGCAAAUCAAUAUUGAGUGUACCUGAAAUAGAUAGUGCUCCGAAGAGUAGUGUGUCUGACUCAAAGCUUGCAGUGGAUUACUUCAACGCACCUGAGACAGACAUUUUACAGCAGAGUUGCAGCCCGCAGUCGCUGCCGGCUGUAUCUUCUGAGUUGUCUCAUGCGUCGAAGCCACCCACUGCAGCCAGGAGUGCUGAUGGUGUAUAUAUUUCCGACUCGCGUCAAUCAUUGUACAGAGGAACUAAGUCCAGCUCUGAGGAACGUCUCAAGCAAGAGGUACAACGAACUAUAUCAAUGUCUUCGGAAAAUCACUCAGAGGCGUUUUACUCUGCUGAUGAAGACACAAGUCACGGGUUAGCUGGCAGUCGUACGUCCAGUUUAAGGCAGUCGAUAGUAAGCGCAGGUCCUCUUUUAACGCGCAAUGGCAGUAUGAAGAAGAAAUAUUCCUCGGACUUGUCCAUUGUCGAGAGCUCAGCGAAUACUGGAGUUGUUGUUGGUGAAAAAGCGCACACACUGGAACGAGCUAAGACGCAACAGCCCCGCAGGAGUCCACGGAUAAUGAAAAAUAGUAAUUUUUCAGAACCUGAAGGCAGUCCUAGUGAAAACGGUAUUUUGAAUGAUUCCUCGGACACUCACUCAGUAUCCUCGACGAGUUUUAUAUCAGCAGUGUCGUCCCAAGAAGACAUGGCUCUCGUUAAUCUUCAUAUGCAAGUCAACAAACCGAUUGUUGACUCUCCGCUUCUUAUGUCUAGCUAUGUUAGUCAUUUGACACAAUUGAAGUGUUCCAACUGGAGUCAAUCGUCAUUUCCGUCAGCCAGCGAUGCUUUUACUACUCCCAUGUUUCGUAGGACUGAUGAUGGAAGACUGGUUUACGUUGGCGGACGAUUUAUUCCUAAAUUUGAUGUCGUUACUGAAGGAUUCACGUCGUUGAAAAUGGUUACGCGCAAUGACACCUCGCCUAUGGCCAGUUCGUCGAACAAAACACCGACCCAUCCUUAUCUCUGGGACAAUGCUACCUUGAUACAGUCCGAGGGUGAAGAUGAUAAUAACACCCGUGACGAAGAAGAAUUGUUGACGGUUCAGCAUGAAACUGGCUCAAGUACUACUGUUAUCAUUAAAUUAAAAGGAGAUGUUGACAUUAUGAUAAGUCCAAUGGUGCUAGAGUCGCUUCAACGAUUCAUCGAUGUCAUUACACCUACUCUUGCGAGUUUGCAUGCACUGACAAUACUCAAUCAUCUUCACAGCGAGUGCAUUUCACGGGUAGAGGAUGCUAAUAUUCUUAAACAAGACCAGAGUUUGUCGUACUGGAGUCAAGUACAGACGAGUUCUAAGCGAUCUACAGCCGAAAGGAAUAUAAAAAAUGGUGCGGGUGAUGAGAAAAAUAAAAUUUUACAGACUAAUGUUUAUGAAGAAAGUAUCACUACGCAGAUGCAAGGUAGUAUUAUUUUGCCUAAAAUAAAUAUUACACUUUUACAAGCUUCUGUAGUCGAAGAAAUUAUUUCGUUCUCUGCGCUGGAUAACAUCCGGGAUCUGACGUGUGUUUCGUUGUUUGCAAUUUGUUUUGACGAAGUUACAGCUCGAUUUUACAUCGGAAAGCAGGCGCGUGAAGUUGUUCAUACGUUUCAUAAGCCUCCAGUUCUUCCUAAUCAAAAGAAAGUUAAUAAAAUAAGCAAAGCUUUUUUGCCAGCGCAUCAGAGUGCUGCUGUUGUUACAGACAUCAGCGGGGGUGAAACAGUUUGGAUUGAAACUUCUGAGAAACAGCAAGAAGAAAUAAUAGUAACACUAAAUAUUGGUAAAAUGCACUCCCAGCUACGGAGAUUAAGGAAUGAAUCCUCGAUAUUAAAAGACGCUGUUAUUACUGCAAUACCAGCGCACUAUUCACGAGUAUUAUUCACUUGUACUCGAAUUACAUCACCGUUGAAGUGCAUAGACUAUUAUUUACAUCAGCCGUCAGAUGAGAAAGACAAACAGAGUAAUAAACAGCAAGGACCGCCGCAGGCCACAGAGGAAUUCACGCUCGGGAAUGGCGAAGAUAGAUUGGGUUUCAUUAUGUUUGAGUGUGGUCUCGAGGGAAUAAAAUUGAAAAUAGUAAAAAGGUCGCAGUUUGAAAAGGGUGACAAUGGUCAGGAUGAUAAAAAAACAGAAACAGAAAUAUUUUACACUGACAGUGUUAAGAGCCAUGAUGAAGAUAAUACCUCCGCUCCGACAACUACCACCGAGCCUGAAGCUAACACCGCUACGACAAAUACCACUACGCCUAAUCCCCAAAUAAACCCUAGCGCUACUUCCACGAGUCUUGUGACGAGAGUCACCAAUGGUAAUACUGUAUCGUGUGUUAUUGAGUUGAAGACAGUUUGGUUUAACUUUGCCGCACCACCCCGUACUCCCAUAACACGAAAGAUAGAUUUCACUCGACUUGAUUGGAAUUUAUUGAGCACGGCAUCACCAGCUAUCAAUGCGUGGAUGAAUCCUAGCAAUAGGUUUGCUAUACGCAUUGUUCAUAUGUUUCGUUGUAUGUACAGAAGAUCAACCGCUGUCGUUGCUUGUUUGAUGGCUGAGUCUUUGGAUGUUCAAGGAAUUAAUAUGCCAGUUAAAAGCCGGUAUGGGAGACUCACACCGCUGGCUAAAACUCUUCAAGAAGACCCUUCUUGUCAGCUUUGCAGUAUUCUUCAAAAGUAUGUUCUUAUGUCGGAUCUGAAAGCCAUUAAUGAUAAUCUUCGGGAAGAUGAUGUUCCACCUUUGUCUACGCUUCGUCAAUUAAUCACCACAAUUUUAAAAAAUUUUCAGAUCAUAGCAGUUGUCAUUGAAAAUUCAGGAUUACAUAUGCGAGUCGCUUUGCUGAUUAUCAAAUUAAUUGGCUGCAGUCAUAGAAAGUUGAGUCUUGGUCUUUUCUAUGUCACAAUGUUUAUUUCAAUGUGGAUUUCAAAUACCGCUGCCACAGCGAUGAUGAUUCCUAUUAUUGAAACAGUUCUUGUUGAAUUAGAAGCGCAAGGUCUCGGUGACAUGUUUGUGUUUGAUGAUACUCCGAUUAACCAAACAACAAAUCAUGAUGAAAGAUCAAAAAGACCAACACGCAGUACGAUGGUCUAUUAUUUAUCAGCUUCGUAUGCAUCGAGUAUCGGUGGGAUUGGCACCAUAGUCGGAAGUGGAGUCAAUUUAACCCUGAAAGGAUUAUACGAAGAGCGAUUCGACGAAGGUCCUGGAAUAAAUUUCGCCUCUUGGAUGAUUUAUGCCGUACCACCGAUGCUUAUUAUGGGAUUCCUAACGUGGCUUUGGCUUCAAAUAAUGUACAUGGGACUUUUUAGGCCAAAAAGUCAAGAUGCGCGUGACAUAAAUAUCGGCGAGGAAGGCGAAAAAGUUGCUAAGUCAGUUGUUGAUAAAAGAUACAGAGAUCUCGGACCUGUUACCUGGUACGAGUCGAUUGUCGCUUUUCAUUUUCUUGCCGUUGUGCUUCUUUGGUUCUUCAGGAAGCCUGGAUUCGUACGUGGUUGGCCUACUUACAUUACAGACCUAUCAGUGAAAGAUUCAACGGCUGUUGUCGGGAUAAUUAUUUUGCUAUUCAUCAUACCAUCAAAGUUAGACUUUCUUCGUGCAUUUGACAAAGAUCCGAGCAAGCGACCGACCAGACCGUCGCCUGCGUUGAUUGACUGGAAGACAAUUCACCAGAAAAUGCACUGGAGCUUAAUUUUUGUCCUCGGCGGUGGAUUUGCUAUUGCUAUUGGCAGUAAAAACACUGGACUCUCUAAAAUGCUCGGAGAAGAACUCGGACACUUGAGAAAUGUUAAUCCUAUCAUUACUCUAUUUAUUGUCUGUUUAUUCGCUGAAAUUGUCACUGAAUUAACAGCUAACGUUGCUGUUGCUAAUAUAAUCGUGCCAGUUUUAGCUGAAAUGUGUGUCUCAAUGAAAGUUCAUCCACUGUACUUGAUGCUCCCAGUCGCUCUCUGCUGCUCGUUUUCUUUUCACUUGCCUGUCGGCACUCCACCCAAUGCAAUCGUCAGUUCAGCUGGCCACAUCAAGACUAAAGAUUUUAUUAUUGCAGGAAUAGGCCCGACAGUAAUAACUCUGAUAGUUAUAUGCAUAUCAUGGACCACUUGGGGUGUCUACGUAUUUGACUUACAUGAAUUUCCCUCGUGGGCUCAUGAAAAGUAA